AAGCCUCCUUUUUUUCCUAUUUGAUUCACACUUUCACACUCUCUAUCACCAAUCCCUUAUAUCCCCCUCCACUCACCACAACAUAACUCGCCACUUCACCAACAAAUUUUCACUCAAUUUCCCACUGUUUCUAACUUUUUCUGAAUGAUUGCUCCAUUUGGCAUCCUUUCUAGAUAUAGCUUCCUCCCCCCACACAUUCUCUUUCAAAGCUUUUAGUUUCUUGCUAUUGCUUCUUCUCAAGAAAUGGAAGAGAGUGCAAAGUGUGAACAAGUUAGUGUCAUUGAUGAGUUGCUGCUAGGGAAGGAGCUAACAAAGAAGCUUUGUGACCAACUAUCCUCAUCUUCAUCAUCCUCUUCCUCUUGUGACACAAAUGAAGUGUUGAUUGAGAAAAUCAUUUCCACCAUGGAGAAGGCACUUGCCAAGGUGAAUUGUAUGGCUAAUGUAGGAGAAAAUAAGGCCAUGAUGGAUUCUCAUUGCUCUUUCACAAAUGGUAGUCCCAAAAGUGAGGUCGUGGAGCCUGAGGUUGAGCACAAACAUGUUUCUAAGAAAAGAAAGACCAUGCCAAGACGGAGAGAGCAAGUGAAGGUGUGCUUGGGAACAGAAGGAAAUAAAGAAGAUGGCUAUAACUGGAGAAAAUAUGGGCAGAAAGACAUUCUUGGAGCCAAGUUUCCAAGGGGAUAUUUCAGAUGCACAUAUAGGAACAUACAAGGAUGUCUGGCCACUAAGCAAGUGCAAAAGUCAGAUGAAGAUCCAAUGAUAUACGAGAUAACAUACAUAGGAAGACACACAUGCACCCAAGCAGCAACAGUGGUGCCCCCAUCAAAAACCAAGGUGAGAAUCCAAGAAAACCAGCACCAAAACAAUGAAAAGAAUCAACCGCAAGAGAAAAUAGAGCAACCCCCAGAGACAAUUUUCUCCUUUGGACCACAAGGUGAAGUUAAAGUAGAGGACUUGGACUUGGAUUUGGACCACAAGCACCAAAUUUUCCCAUCAUUUUGCUUCUCUUCUCCAUCAAUAGGGUCUGAAAACGAGGAAACCAACAACAUAUUCUCGUACUCCAUGAUUGAGAACAACUUGGUGGAAAACUUCUCUCCUUCAUUCAUGUCUCCAACAACUUCAGAAUCAGACAUGUUCUGCCACUGGGAGAGCACUGGACUUGGCCAAAACGUGCAUAACUCAUCUUCAGAUAUCACUGAUAUAGUUUCCACGCCAACUUCAGUCACCUAUUCACCAAUAAUGGACCUUGAUUUCUUCCUUGAUAAGAUCGAUUUCGACAUAGAUUUCCCUAUGAACACCAGAGAACUUUGCAUUUGAUCACAUGUCUCUCAAGUUAACAGCAUAUAUAAUUUAUAUGCGGAUUAACAGCGAGCUUUGUAGAUCCUAACUAGCAUCAUAACCGAGGGAAGAAGACAGUAAAUUUUCCCUCUCAUGCUGGUUAAGAAGAAUUUUCGUGUACAAUGUGAAAAUAAUUUGCAGGUUGUAGCUAUAGUCUUUUGUUGUUUUGUUUCUCUCUUCAGUGGUUGCAUGAUCAAGUAUCUUCUUCUGGUU
Messenger RNA from Vigna unguiculata (cowpea), 1548 nucleotides. RefSeq names its product putative WRKY transcription factor 46. Gene Ontology annotation, cellular component: nucleus. Gene Ontology annotation, biological process: regulation of DNA-templated transcription. NCBI's taxonomy places the organism in Eukaryota, Viridiplantae, Streptophyta, Magnoliopsida, Fabales, Fabaceae. Gene Ontology annotation, molecular function: DNA-binding transcription factor activity; transcription cis-regulatory region binding. The record is from RefSeq and is a predicted model, not a curated record.